Molecule: messenger RNA, 887 nt
Organism: Diachasma alloeum
Lineage: Eukaryota; Metazoa; Arthropoda; Insecta; Hymenoptera; Braconidae
Product: ERI1 exoribonuclease 3
Exons: 1
Coding region: 181-831 (216 amino acids)
Biological process (GO): exonucleolytic trimming to generate mature 3'-end of 5.8S rRNA from tricistronic rRNA transcript (SSU-rRNA, 5.8S rRNA, LSU-rRNA)
Molecular function (GO): nucleic acid binding; 3'-5'-RNA exonuclease activity
Source: RefSeq, a predicted model, not a curated record
ACAUCGCUCAACCUUAACCUCUCGUAAUGUUUUGAUUUUUCGAGUGGAGAGAGUGCAAGUGUAAGUGAAAAAUGCAUAAAAAAAUAUAAAAACACGUGACAAAGUAGAAGAACCAUUAAAAACUGAAUUGAAACAAAUCAAAUUGCCUAAAGAAAUAAAUUGAACACUGAAACCCACAUCAUGGCGAUGCGAUUGAUGACAGGAAGAGCCUCAAGACUACUCAAAAGGCAACAGGAAGUGAUUCAACCCUUCAAGUAUCUCCUGGUCCUCGACUUCGAGGCGACCUGCGAGAAGGACGUCCCAAUAACGACUCCAGAGAUCAUAGAAUUUCCCUGUCUGGCCCUGAACACACAAAGCUGGGAGGUUGAGAAGAUGUUCCACAGGUACAUAAAGCCUCGUGUCAACCCCAUCCUCAGUCCCUUUUGCAUAGAAUUGACUGGAAUAAUGCAGGAGACUGUCGAGGACGAGAAGCACUUCCCCCAGGUCCUCGAGGAUUUCUGCAACUGGGUGGAGAGGAAUGACUUCGACGGGGAUAAGAGUGCCUUUGUCACCUGUGGGGAUUGGGACCUGAAGGUGAUGCUACCGGGUCAGUGUGCCAUCGAUGGGCUGGCGGUGCCCGAGUACCUGAAGACUUGGAUCAAUCUGAAAACGAGCUACUGCGAGGCUACACAGCAUUACCCCAGGAGCCUGAAGGACAUGAUAGCGAGGCUGAAUCUACCACCUCAGGGGAGACUUCACUCUGGGUUACAUGAUUCCAUCAAUAUGGUCAGGAUUAUAGAGGCAUUGGCUAAGACUUAUAAAGCUAAGUUAGAGUUGACGUCGACCUGUUAAUCAGUGUUUUAUGGAGUUUCUGGAGUUUUGUAAAUAAAUGAGUUUGAUGAAGGGAA